AUGCAUGCAAGAUUCCCUGAAGAAUACUUGGACUUGAACUCAGCAAAAGAAUUGCCUGAUUCCCAUGCAUGGAAACCACUUGAUCAUCAUGAUCUCCCGUCAGACAGUGCAUGUAAACUAGAGUCUGUUCCAAUUAUUGAUCUCAAUCACGAGAAUGCCAUGGAACUUAUAGGAUCUGCAUGCAAAUCAUGGGGUGCUUUCCAAGUUGUUAAUCAUAAUAUUGCCAUGAGCUUGCUUGAUGACAUUGAGUCUGCAGGAAAAAGGCUUUUCUCUCUUCCCAUGCAGCAGAAGCUUAAAGCUGCUCGUUCGCCGAAUGGCUUGUCCGGUUAUGGGGUUCCUCGUAUUUCAUCUUUCUUUCCCAAACUCAUGUGGUCUGAAGGGUUCACCAUUUCUGGUUCACCACUAGAACACGCCCGUCGACUUUGGCCAGACGACUACCACAGAUUCUGUUACACAAUACAAGAUUACGAAAAAGAGAUGAAUAAGCUAGCAGAAAGAUUGAUGUGGCUUAUGCUUGGAUCAUUGAACAUCACAAAAGAAGACAUGAACUGGUCUGGCUCAAAAGGAGAUCAGUUUCAAGCAGGAUCAUCUUCAGUUAUACAUCUAAACUCUUAUCCAGCUUGUCCAGAUCCCAACCGGGCUAUGGGGCUUGCAGCACACACGGAUUCAACCAUUCUCACCAUUCUCCAUCAGAGUAACACAAAUGGAUUACAGGUUUUCAAGCAGGAUUAUGGGUGGAUAAAGGUCCCUCCACAACCUGGAGCUCUGGUAGUUAAUGUAGGUGAUCUCUUACACAUUUUGUCGAACGGGUGGUAUCCCAGUGUCCUCCACCGGGCGGUGGUGAACCGGACCCAACAUCGUUUGUCCAUAGCUUAUCUAUAUGGGCCACCAUCAAGUGUCAAAAUCUUUCCAAUUCCAAAAUUGGUAGACAAGUUUCAUCCCCCACUCUACAGGGCAAUCACCUGGGGUGAAUAUCUUGGGACUAAGGCCAAGCAUUUUGAUAAAACUCUUAGAUCAUUACAGGUUUGUGCUCCUGGAAGUGAAUUUUUCGGGGCCAAAUGA
Molecule: messenger RNA, 1062 nt
Organism: Fraxinus pennsylvanica
Lineage: Eukaryota; Viridiplantae; Streptophyta; Magnoliopsida; Lamiales; Oleaceae
Source: the annotation of a GenBank genome assembly